AUGGGCUUGUUCUCGAGGAAGUCCUCCAAUCGCAACCAGCAGAACGGCGACAGCAAUUACUCCAACGGAGACCUCAGACCACCAUACAACAUGAAGCGGGCCAACAGUAAUCCCGCCGAGAAUGCGAGUAUACCUGAUAUACCACUCCCCAAAGCACCCGACCCGAACCUGGACCCGGCGGGGUAUCUACGCAGUAUCUAUGCAGUACGCGAGCGAAGCAGGCUGGUAUUGGACAAGGCGAAGAGGAACCAGCUGCGGCACUUCACCGUGGACAUGUCCAAGUUUGCAGAUACUGCCAAUUAUGUCGUGGCUAUCAUUAAGCGAGACUUCCACCCGGACUACAGUAGCAUCCCACCUCACGGCCGAUGGCAGCAUUUCGAAGUCGGUGGACGACCACGCGUAGACCAACUAAUGGCCACAUGGCCAAGCACAGUAGACAACCAGGAACGAACACGACGGCUCAUCGACCUCUUCGUGGUAUCUGUAUUAUUGGAUGCAGGCGCUGGCACAAAAUGGCAGUACAAGUCAAAAGAAAGUGGCAAGGUCUACAAACGCAGUGAGGGUCUGGCAGUCGCGAGCUUGGAGAUGUUCAAGAUGGGUCUCUUUUCCAGCGAUCCAGAGCAGCCUUGUCAGGUGGACAGUGGAGGGCUGAAGAAGCUGAAUACCGAUAAGAUGGCCAAGGGUCUGCAAGUGAGCUCGGACAAUCCCAUCGAUGGGCUGGAAGGAAGAACAAAUCUGCUGGUGAGGUUGGGAGAUGCGCUGCUCAACCAGCAGAUCUUUGGACCGGAGGCAAGACCAGGGAACAUGCUGGACUACUUGCUUUCGCAUCCUUCGACUGGCGUGUCCGCUGUGCCGAUCGUGCCUUUGCCGACAUUAUGGACGACACUCAUGGAUGGAUUCUCACCAAUUUGGCCAGCUACCCGAACACAAAUCGAUGGUGUACCGCUUGGAGAUGCAUGGCCGUGUGGAUCGAUGCCUUCGCAUCCGACACAUCCAUGGGAGAACAUUGUGCCUUUCCACAAAUUGACACAGUGGAUGACAUACUCGCUCAUGGUGCCCAUGCAGAAACUGGCGAAUGUGCAUUUCGUGGGUGUGGAACUCAUGACUGGGUUGCCAGAGUAUAGGAAUGGUGGCUUGCUGGUGGAUACUGGACUUCUCACCCUGAAGCCGGAUGAUGCCAAGCGUGGGCUGGAGCAGUACCAGAUGAAUGCCACAAGGCAAGGGCAACCGAAUGUGGAAGUGGUUCCUCUUUUCACCGCAGACGACGAUGUGAUUGUGGAGUGGCGAGCUCUGACGGUCGGCUUUCUGGACAUGUUACUUGAAGAAGUGAACACGCUUCUCGGCCUGCACGGUAGCGACAAGCUGAGUCUCGCACAAAUGCUGGAAGCUGGCACAUGGAAGGGCGGCCGCGAAAUCGCCGAAGUCUCUCGACCCAACACCAAAGAACCCCCGAUAAUGAUUUUAUCCGACGGCACAGUAUUUUAG
This is a messenger RNA of Recurvomyces mirabilis, 1485 nucleotides long. RefSeq lists its product as uncharacterized. The transcript has 3 exons. Lineage: Eukaryota; Fungi; Ascomycota; Dothideomycetes; Mycosphaerellales; Teratosphaeriaceae. The coding region runs from base 1 to 1485 and encodes 494 amino acids. The record is from RefSeq and is a predicted model, not a curated record.